This is a messenger RNA of Argentina anserina (silverweed cinquefoil), 620 nucleotides long. RefSeq lists its product as uncharacterized. The coding region runs from base 74 to 511 and encodes 145 amino acids. NCBI's taxonomy places the organism in Eukaryota, Viridiplantae, Streptophyta, Magnoliopsida, Rosales, Rosaceae. Gene Ontology annotation, molecular function: protein dimerization activity. The record is from RefSeq and is a predicted model, not a curated record. The transcript is spliced from 2 exons.
GUCAACCUUUUGGAAUGCUGUGCAUAAAGUAUUGACAUCUCGUUGGAGCAAGAGCAACACACCCCUCUAUUGUAUGGCACAUUCUCUAAAUCCCAAGUUCAUCCUACAACCUUUGACAUGGUGGGCAGUUCAUGGAGCGUCAGCACCAAAGCUUCAAGUCUUAGCAUUCAAAUUACUUGGACAACCUUCAUCAUCUUCAUGUUGCGAAAGGAAUUGGAGUACCUACAAAUUCAUACAUUCUGCAACAAGAAAUAAGAUUGCUCCACAAAGAGCGGAAGAUUUGGUGUUUGUACACACCAAUCUUCGUCUCUUAUCUCGAAAGAGUCAAUCUUACAAAGACGGUCCAGAGCAAAUGUGGGAUAUUGGAGGUGAUCAAUUUGAUUCAUUGGAUGAGACUAAUCUUGGGAGGCUUGAGUUUGAGGAUCUAUCUCUUGAUGAACCUGAGUUGGAGGCCGUUUUGUUUGCUGGUGUUGAGGACAAUGAGAAUGAAGAUGAUGUCCCUAAUUUUUGAGUAUAAUUGUCUUUAAUUAUAUUUGUGUUGUUUAAGAUUAAAUUAUUUGCAUUUAAGUUGUAUGAGAGUAUAUGAGACUAUUUCAAUCUUGAACAUAAAAGUAUUGACA